This is a messenger RNA of Gloeophyllum trabeum ATCC 11539, 3501 nucleotides long. RefSeq lists its product as uncharacterized. Bases 1 to 3501 code for a protein of 1166 amino acids. Lineage: Eukaryota; Fungi; Basidiomycota; Agaricomycetes; Gloeophyllales; Gloeophyllaceae. Gene Ontology annotation, molecular function: RNA-directed RNA polymerase activity. The transcript is spliced from 16 exons. The record is from RefSeq and is a predicted model, not a curated record. Gene Ontology annotation, biological process: siRNA processing. Gene Ontology annotation, cellular component: nuclear RNA-directed RNA polymerase complex.
AUGCCUUCAGGAUGUGCAAGCGAGGAUGACCUGGGGUGGUAUCCUGGUUUUCUGGAUGCAGAUUUGCUGGCUGUGUUGGGCGCCGCGGGAGAAGGAGAAGGAGCGGGCUGUGCUGAUGGUGUGGGCGCUCGCGGGCCCGGGGGUUCUUCGGAUGCGUCCUUGCUCGGCAUCGAGUGUGUUAACAAGGACGGCGUGCGCGGGAGUUCACAGGGCUAUUAUGAUGAUAUUGACGACAAGGCGCUCGCCAGUAUGGAUUUAACACCGGUCGCCCCGAGGUCGUUAUCCCGGCGCGCGACGGAAGGCGAUAACGCGGGUUCGACGUCGCGGCCACCGGAAGUCGUUGGAGCCCAAUCCCGUGUCCCAGCAAAGCGCUCGUAUUCCGAGUCUGAUGCCGCAAGUGGUGGCAAGACAGCCCAGGGAUCCGCGCAGAAGUGCCCACGCACUGACCCUGAUGCGCCUGUCCUAGUCGCGCAGGGAUCGUGGCACUGGCAAAAGGCAAUAGAGAAACUCUGCGUGGGCGUGCGGUGGGAGGUCGCGCGCGUCGUGUCGCUGGGGUUGAAACACCCCACCGCCUCGUCGGAAACGGCGAGGUACCUCACCUACGACGCGCUCAAGCUCGACUGGCUGAAUAAGCUUUGCGGUGGAGACAAGGAUGGCGCGAACGCGAGGUUCGCCCCCAGAGCUGCGAGGUCCAUCUACGUGAACUGGAUGAGUGAGGGUAACGAUGAGAUGGAUCCGCGGAACGGGGAUAUGGAAACUGCAUUCAAGAGAGAGAGAGAUGCGAAGUCCCCGUGGCAAGCGCUAGACGAAGAGGAAAACAUGCUCAAGGACCAGAAGAGGGGAGAUGGCUCCGCCCCAUUCAACGGAACAGUGUGGUUCCACGCAAAGUUGAAGAAAGCGGAGCGCGGAGCGCUCAAGAUCGAGUUGCAGCCACCGACGCUUGGCCCCUCGUGUCGAUUCACGCGGAAAUUCGGGUCUGCGAGCCACCUGCGGGUCAGCCUCCCCAAGGAGAAGGGUGGCGUCGGUGCGGAAGCUCUGCAGGCAUGGUUCAUCCGCCCGUUCGUCAUUAAUGGACAGGUUUUCCGUGCAUUUUACGAGAAAGAACGGACGGUCUUCUUGUUCCGGACGGCUGAGGUGUAUGAUCCGAGAACCGAGUCCAUUAUGCCCGACCAGAACGACCGAUGGUCCCUUCAACGCUUCUUAGACUGGCAUAAUCCCAUGGAACUGAAUCAGAACCAAACCAUUGGGAAAUGGGCUUUCCGUAUGGGGUUGGGUCUAUCGAGCUCAGUGGCAGGUGUUGGCCUUGCUCCGGACCAUGUUCACCCCAUCGAUGAACAAACAUACAAGCUUCACCACCCCGAAGUGAAGAAACCACCCAGUUGGAUGGAGAUGACAGACGGUUGCGGCUUCAUCAACCGAGCGGGGCUGCGUGCUCUCCGGAAGACACUUGAAUGGGACUAUCUGCCGGUCGCUGUGCAGGUGCGUGUCAGGGGCGCGAAGGGCCUACUGCUUUUGCAUCCCGGAGCAGCCGAGAAUGAGGACCCCGAGCCGCGGAUAUGGCUGCGACCAUCUCAAGAGAAGAUCAAGUACGACCCGGGGGUAGUGCUGUCAGACUCGACCCUGUCCACUAUAGACGUCCUGAGGCCCGCGCAUAUGAGGACACCGUCGCGCCUGUCCGGGGAAGUGAUGGUGAACCUCGGCGAGAACGGAGUGGAUCCCCAGGUGCUCGUCAAUCUCAUGGAAACCGCUCUGGACGACUGUAUCAACUCGUUGACAGACUGGGAAGGAGAAGACGGGUGCAUCAAGCUGUGGCACGCUGUUGACAAGACUUGGGGCGUGCGAGGGGCGCGACUCGCUCGGCAGGAAGCCGUACGUGCGCGCGCUUGCGGACUGACGGGGAAAGACUUCUCAUUGCAUGCUGACGACGGUGAGGACGACGAUGAGGAAGGGAUCGAUGGCGUCCCAGAGAAUGCAGUUAAGGAUCGGUCGACGGCAUGGUGGCCAGACGAGAUCAGUGGCUGUCCGUCAUCACUUCCCGAAACUGUCAUCGAGCUUUUGUCGAGCGGGUUCUCCCCGGACUCUUGCAUCGUACUGAGGAGGAAAUAUCGAGAGGCCAUCAAGAAACUUAUAGAACGGAGGAAAUCGAGCCUUUUCAUUCCGACUCCGAUGACCGCAAGGGCUUGGAUUGUCCCAGAUCCAGUUGGAGUGCUCGCGAUAGGUGAAGUACAUAUCAAAAGUUCUCAACGAAAUUUGAAGAUGAAAACACCUGACGGGGAAGAAGUGUCAACUGACAUACUCGAGGGGGAUGUGUUGAUCACUCGGAAUCCCUGCAAAUUACCCACGGACGUGAAGAAGGUCAAGGCCGUUGUCUACCCCGAGCUGAAAGAUUAUGUCGAUGUCAUCGUCCUCCCAGUAACCGGAUUUCGAAGUCUGGCAUCCGAGCUCGCUGGGGGGGAUUAUGAUGGCGACGAAGUCCUGGUGAUCCACGAUCCUCGUAUUGUCCAGGGCUUCCAUAAUGCUGACAGCAAAUAUCUGUGGGAGCCAGCCUCCGUAACCAGGGACAUCGAUGAAGACAAGACUCUGGUAUCUGACUUUUUACGGCUACAUAGGGAAUCCGACAACCUCGCUCGUGAACAACAGAAGGUGGUGCUCGCCAAUCUCGGCAGUGAUAGUUUAAAGGGCCUCUAUUCGACGAUGCACGACUACGUUGUGUACACAAGAGGCUACCAUGAUCCUGAUGCUAUCCGUCUGGCUUAUCUAUUCAGUGGCGUUGCUUUGGAUGGCAUGAAGAGCGGGAAGAAGAUCAAAGUUGAAGCUUCGCGAAGGGAUCGCCGUCAAUUUCUGGCUGGUAAACCGUGGUGGGCACUGGCGACGGCGAUCACCGAAACCCAGAACCCAGUGUGUGCCAAGCGUGCUAAUUCACGGUGCUUUGUCCUGGACGCUGUCGUGCGGGCGGCUCAAAAGGCAGCGGAGCGGCAUCUCGUCAAGAUUGAUCGAUUGCUGCAAGAUAAUAUGGCUCGCGACCCAAUAGAUCAACAUCUACUGCGACCGUGGGCUGCAGCGCGGUCAAGCGCUGAGCAGCAGCAGGAAACCAAGAUCGGCGCGUUGAAGACGCGGGACCUGGACCUGAUUGAGAAACACGUACGAGAUAUUUUCAAGGAACGGCAAGACGAGAUGCGGCUCAAACCAGAUCAGUCGUUCACCGUCCGGCCUAUCGUGUCCAGGCAAGAUGUCCUGCGGCAGGUAUCAUGGGACUUCGCAUCCGCUCCAUCUCUCGACCAGAUGCUCAUCUACAACGAGGACGACGACUUGCUCCAGCGACUGAAGGCGUCGUGCGCUUACACACUUUAUCAUACACGCGGGGUUUAUUCUCCUUUUCCCUUCGAUGUGGCAUUUCGCGUUCUCUGCGAUAUCAAGGCGAAGGCGGCUGGCGGAUCCAAGACGCUUCAUCACGACUUCGCAGCUCACCACGCCUUGCACAAAGUGUUCCUGAAGAAGUGA